Molecule: messenger RNA, 8360 nt
Organism: Drosophila sechellia
Lineage: Eukaryota; Metazoa; Arthropoda; Insecta; Diptera; Drosophilidae
Gene: side-III
Product: sidestep III
Exons: 18
Coding region: 1079-6121 (1680 amino acids)
Source: RefSeq, a predicted model, not a curated record
GGUCUUCUGCUCAAGGAUACGCGAAAAUCCAAUCCGCUGGCGGAGCAAAACGCGGCGCGUGGAACCCACAAAACAAGCAAGCAAGCCAAACGAAAAAAGAAGCAAAAGCACAACUGAUUCGGUCGAGUGUGCCUGUGUGAGAGUGUGUGAGUGCCGGCGUAUCUGUGUGAGUGGAUCGGUCCUGUGUUGUUUGGGCCAUUUAAUUUUAUUAGCGCUCCGCGAUGCGUCAUGAAAAUUGCAGGCAAAACACAGAAAUACAAGGAAUGAAAAAUUAAAUAUUAAUUAAAUUUUGCAUACGAAUCGAGCGGCGAGCGCUGCGAUUCCGCUGAUUGAAAUGUUAAAUAGAUAUUAAAAAUUGAUGGUGUAUUUCGGCCGCAUUUCGUGCGUCGCUCCUUCUGCCGGAAAAGUCAGACUGAGCCGUGGCCCCACAAUACAUACAUACCCAUAAUACAUCCUUACAGUUAUGUGUAUUGGCAUCUUGGCCAUCGGGAGUGCGUGUAUAUGACUUUAUUAAACUUGUAAGUCCCCAACUCGCGCGACCUUUUGCACAUUGUUUGUGGACUUUUCGACUGCUCCAGAUUUGCCAACCAUUUGUUGUUGCACUUAUCGCGAUUGCCGCACGGAUUGGACACCUGCAACCUGCCACCUGCCACCUGCACCUGCCACCUACAUCCUGCCGCGUCCUCGAAAAAAAAUUGAACUCGGAAAAACAAUGCAACAAUUGGAGAGCUCCGCACACCUCAGUGCAACGCAGCGGCAGCAAAAUCAGCAGCAGUGCGAAAGUUGUGCCCCGGGCAAAAACUGAAAAUGAAACAACUUAAUUAGUAGUUGUCGGAGUCGAGAGCAAAAAGCCGCGCACUCCCAGAAUUCCGAAUCAGCCCAGCUGGAGCUGGAGGAAGCCGGAGGUUCGCCGAAAUUUAGGGAAUACUUCGUCGAAGGAGCCAGUUGCUCCGAUAAAAGUGCUCGCGUGUGAGCGCACUUUUUCGAGAAAAUUAAAUUGAAAACAGCAUCAGCGCAGAGGCGGUAAACACUCUGAAAUACGAUUCGAGCCCGCAUAUAAAUUGCUACACUUUACACAAUGGAUUUUCCAGCGAAAAGGACUUCCACAAUGCCCCUAACAACUUCCUACAACGCCAACAUCAGACGAAGCUGCCUCGCUUUGUUCGCGCUCUUCCUGUUCGCGGCACACAUCAGCCUAACUUCCGGUCAAAUCGAUUGGGACGACGACGAUGAUCCAGUUUCCACGGUGGCCGUGGAGGCCGUUCUGGGACGAACCGCAUCCUUGCCGUGCGACAUCGAGCCGGAGGCGAAGGACGACCGGGUGUACAUGGUGCUCUGGUUCCGUGAGAGCGCCGGAAAGCCACUUUACAGCUUCGACGUCCGGGGACGACCCUUCGAGAAGGCCUUGUACUGGUCGGACACCAACUCAUUUGGGCCACGUGCGUACUUCGUCACCGGGCAGCAGCCGGCCAAGUUAUCGGUGGACAACAUCCAACUGGACGACGAGGGCGUUUACCGCUGCCGCGUCGACUUUCAGAACUCGCCCACGCGUAAUCAUAGAAUUAACUUAACGGUUAUUGUUCCUCCGCAUCAAAUACUCGUGUACGAUGCCUCCGGACGCGAUGUUGCCGGAGCUGUGGGUCCAUUGCUCGAGGGCGAUAAUAUUGUGUUGACAUGUGAAGUGCGUGGCGGUCGACCGGAGCCCACUGUGACCUGGCUGAACGGAACACGGACCCUGGAGGCGGGCAGCGGAGUCUCGAUGGGCCGCCAUGUGACCGUGAACCGGCUGGAGGUGGCCCAAAUCUCGCGUUCCGCCCUGAACAACACGUACCGCUGCCAGGCGUCCAACACGAAGCUGGUGGCACCCGUGGAGCGCAGCAUCCGCAUCGAGAUGUUACUCAAACCCACGUCAGUCAAUUUAACCAAUAAGUUGAAGGUCUUCGCCUCGAACACGCAGUACAAUCUCACCUGUAUUGUGGCCGGCUCUGUUCCGGACACGGAAAUCAAAUGGACGCAGAAUAAUCGACCCUUCAAACGUGGCUUGUUGUCGACCAGCCAGGGCAAUGGCAGAGUCAUCUCCACACUGACAUUCUAUCCACAGCCGGAGGACGACGGCACCAUGCUCAAGUGCGAGGGCUCCAACCCACGGCUGCAGAACUCGGCCAUCGAGGACUCGCUCAUGAUGAAUGUCAUCUAUCCGCCGCAGGUCACCUUGUCGCUGGGCUCCACACUGCGUCCGGACGACAUCAAGGAGGGCGACGACGUCUACUUCGAGUGCCACAUCAAGUCCAAUCCCAAGGAGCAUCGCAUCAUGUGGUCGCACGACGGACAACCGGUCACCCAGAAUGUGUCCUGGGGCAUCAUCAUCUCCACCCGCUCCCUGGUCCUCCAGCGAGUGGGACGCAUCCACUCCGGGUUCUACGCCUGCUCGGCGGCCAAUGACCGCGGGGAAACCCAGUCGGCUCCGGUUAACUUGAGGAUUCGAUAUGCGCCCGUCUGCAGCAGCAGCUCCAUCACCGUGAUUGGAGCCUCCUUGGAGGAGGCCGUGCCCAUCCCGUGCCGAGUCAACUCGGAUCCGCCCGAAAUCGACUUCGAAUGGACCUUCUCCACCAGCGGCGAGCACUUUGAGGUGCCCUCCGGCCACUACGCCACCAUCCAGGACCCCACCAUGACAACCACCAGCGAUGUGAGGCGCACGGUCGUCGAGUCCAACGAGACGCACUUCGAGAGCUACGUGGAAACCGUCAGCGAGCUGAUCUACACGCCCAAAGGCGAGCGGGACUACGGAACUUUGGCCUGUUACGGCCGGAAUGCCAUUGGAAAACAGUCGGAUCCGUGUGUGUUCCAGGUGGUGCCAGCAGCCAAGCCGGGGGCACUGCGAAACUGUACACUCCGGCCGUAUGUGGUGACCUCCGCCUCGCUGAACUCAUCGAAUCAGACGACAAUGCAUGCCAAUCAGAUGCUGCCCACACAAUACGGCAGACACGAGUCGAAUUACCCGCACAUGGAGUACGUACGUGAGCGCCAUAACAGCAGUGGCGGCAAUAACAAUGCCACUGCCCCGGCAGCUGCCCGGAACAAUGUGGCCAAUAAAAAUAUGAGGGGCAGGACCAGUGCCGGCCAGGCCAAAUCCAAUAAUAAGCAGCUCACUCAGCAGCAACUACAGCGCCUCAAGAAGCGGACAUCAUUCACACCGUCCCAAACACUGGCCGCCAUCGAGCGGCAGCGCCAGAGGAAGCAGCAGUCGCAGCAGCAGCAGCAGCACCAAGCCACUGCAACCAAGUCCGGUGGCGAUAGCAAGCCUGAUGGAUCGCCGGCCAAGUCGUCGAAGCAGCGAAUGCGGCGUGCCAGCCGAGACCCGCAGAUACAACAGCAGCAGCAACAGCAACAGCAGCAACAUCAGCUGCAUGCAGCAACAUCAAUAACCAGCAGCCAGCGGAAGCAGGCAGAAUCAAAUUUAUCAACGUCGCAUCUAGGUAAAGGCAGCAGCAGGAGCAGCAGCAGCAGGAGCCGCAGCAGCAGCAGCAACAUCAACAGCAAGAGUAACAAUGGCAAACAGCCAGCAAAGUAUUUUAAUAAGCGACAGAAAAACAUGCACAAACAGAAGCAGCAGCAAAAGCUGAAGCAACUUAAGGGAACAACAAACGAGCACAACAGCAAUAUAAUCCAUCAUUAUGCAGCUUCGAGUUCGAGUUUGAGGCGAAAGAAGCGACUGGCAGCAAAUGACAUCUUGGCAACUGUGGCGGCGGCAUCCACAUCGGCAUCAUUAUCAUCCCCACCCGCAUCCUCGGCCGCAUUAUUGGCAGCCACUGCCACGGCGGCGGUGGAAAUCGAGCAGGAUGUUUCUGCUGCUGAUGCCGCUGCUGCCGCCAGUGGCAGCAACAUUAAGCGCUCUCGCAAGUCCCUAACCAUCCUAGACAAACAGAAGCAGCAGGAGCAGCAACAGUUGCUGCCUCCGAAUGCCCCGCAAAUAAGCAACCAGCCGGUAGCAGCAAUUAGCGCCAACAAUGUUAAGGAAACAGCAGCGACUUCGGCACAAGGUGCAGUUGCAGCGGGAGUCAAGGACAAGGCGCCGUCCUCCAAGGAGGACUCCACUGACAAUGACAACGACAACGAUGGUGACGAGGACGACGACGAUGAUGACGAUGAUGGAGCAGAGAUGGAUGCUGAAACAGAGACUAAUGACGAGGAGGAUGAUGAGGACGAGGGUGGAAGGGCCCACGAUGACGACGCAGACCUGGAUGAAGAUGUUGCCCAGCUAGCCACCGACGCCGAUUACUUGGCCGACGGUCCGGGCGAUCUGGAGGAGUACGAAACUGUGGAGGAGGUGGAUGGCCAGGCGAAAAAUGUGCACAUGCUGUCCCUGGAGGAGCAGCUGGAUCUGGAGUCGCUGGAGGACAACGUCGAGGAGGAGGACGACGGCGAGGUCGAUGAUAUGUACAAUGUUAGCGAUGAUGACUUUGUGGCCAGUGUGGCUCUCUCCACAUCCGACACCACAGCCGCCACCCCGCUGCAAAGAACAACAGAAGGACCUCAUAUAAGGGAGAAAGCCACCCAAAGCCAAACCCAAACCGACUCCGCUGCCGAAUGGCAGCUUCCCCAUUUCGACUACUCACGCAUGGAGUAUAGUUUCAGCAACGGCGUAGUCACCCAGAGCUUGCUGGGAGGUGGGGCGGUAACCGGGGCUGGACACGAUGGCUUUGCGGGCGGCGGAACCAUCAAUUUCGACAACUACGACAACAUAAUCUACUCCACCAUGGAACUCGAGUGCAUGCCAGGAUACGACGGCGGACUGCAGCAGCAGUUCUUCCUGGAGGCCUACGACUCCAAGACCAAGAAGCUCAGGCUCAACAUGAGCAGCACCUACAUGGACGUGCCCGUCUUCCGGAUCGAUCUAUCAGAUCUGAUGCCCAUGGACUACUAUCCCGAUGCCCAUCCGGCCCUGCACCUGGUCGUGUACAGCGUCAAUCAGAAGGGCCGCUCGGAGCCGAUUGUCCUCGAGAAUGUGCCCAUCAAUGAGGCGGACAAGCGUUCAGAUGGUCGAAUGGGCCUGUCCAUUUUACCCCUGGCUGCUCUCCUCGCCGGCACACUAUUCACCGUGGGCAUAGCGGUGCUAUCCGUGGUGGUCAUCGCCGUUCGCAGGCGCCGUGGCCAAGGAGCCCGCAACAUGUGCGAUGACAAGGACAAGCACCUGGGCAUGGAUGUGACGGUGACUGCGCCCCUGGAAACGGGAGCUGGCCACCAGCGGCUCGUGGUGGCCUACACCCUGAAGCAGGGCAUCGAGAAGCAGCCGGACAUUUUGAGCGCCCAGAAGAGUGCUCCAACUGGCGGUGACGCCUCGUCGCCGCUGGGAAAUCGGCCGAGUGGUUUGUUCGCCGGCGGAGGAGGAGGAGGAGGCGGAGGAGCUGGUGGUGCAUCUGCCGCUCCCAUGACGGGCAACACUGGUGGCCACAAAACCACUGAUUAUGAUGGCAAUGCGCCGCAUCUGAACAGCCCGCCCUCGCAGUCCAGCACCUUGAAGCUGGAGAGUGACCCGGCGGCGGGCGGUGGUGGCCUGGUCGGUGCCCGAGGUGGCGGGAGCAACCCACCGCUUCUCUACGACGCCAUGCCCACGCUGAGUCGCUACGAGCAGCUGGGCCUGAGCAUGGCCAGCUACUCCGCCGGAGCGGCGGGCACGGGCGGCAGCAGCAGCACCCUCAGCUCCGCCGGCAGCACGGUGAGCAAUGCGAUGGCCGCCAACGGAAGUGCGGGCCCGGGUGGCUAUGCCGCCCACCUGCACCACACGCUGCCCCACAACAUGGCUCCUCAGCGGGGCCACGAUCCGCUCAACCUGGCCGACUACCUGACCACCAGCAGCCUCAUAGACUACGGCCUCAACAAGCCGCCCGCUGCGCACAUGACGCUGCCCAAGGGCAUGGGUCUGGGCCUGGGGAUGGUAGUGGGCGUUGGAGCAGGAAUGGGCGUGGGUCCUGGACCGGGAAUGGGCAUGGGCAUGGCAUCGGCGAUGGCCGCCGGCACGAGCCUGUCGCCGUCGCAGCUCAACACCAUCACGCACAAGUCGGCGGCAGGACGCAACCACAUCAUCACGGACACACUGCCCGGGCCGGAGAGCUGCGUCUAAGCACCAUCCUGUCGUCCUGGCAUGGAAACCAAAAGACUGGCGCACAGCAGUAGCCCAAAACACAUCCGAAUCAGAGUGACAGCGAACAACUACUAGUCAUGUGAAGCUGCGGUCAAGUUUGCGGCGGAGGGGUUGAAUACGUUAGUUAAUCCAGGUCAUGCCACCCCUAUAAGUUUACUGAUUCUACAGACCAAGUUUGAGAGUAUAGAGUAUAAAGUAUACAUGGUUUUAUAGAAAAGUUGAAAUCUAUUUCGAAGAAGAUACGUGUUGUUUUUAGUAAAUAUUCGCUAAAUUUUAAAUGUUUAAGUUUGUAAAACAACAUAUCCUAAAUUUACGAACUACACUGUAAACAAAAUAAUUUUAGGAUUGCAGAAAACACAUUUUAUUAGUUAUAUAGCGUUUUGUAAGCUCUAUGAUCUGAUUAAUAUAAGAUUGUUCUAAACAGGAAAUGAAAUGGAAAAUAUCAUUGUCAAAUUGAAACUAAUUUAGGAUAAAUCUGUUGUAAAAUUAUAAGCGCUGUAAGAAAGCAACUUUUAAGUUGGUUUUGAGUUUGCUCUUAACCAAAUUUGAACCGAGGGUACUACCAACUUGACCGCAGCUGUACACUUAAAAACCCUGUUCGACAGCGUCGCUUAGAAGUAAUUACUAGAUGUAGAGGAGUAGCUAAAGUACGAAUAUGUAUAUGUAAUGCGUGUGUCUGUGUCUCCGUUCGUUUGUAAAUGUUUAAGCUAAGCGUAACCGUAGAUGUACUUGUAUACUAUAUCCUCCGACUCGUGUAGGUCGGAGCCCAUCCCAGCCCCGCUCCUCAGGGUUCAGUCUUUAAUUUAAGGGGCGACCCCCAAGGUGAAACUAAUCUUCCACGACCUGUGCCCAUCGCGAGGCCGAGUGGCUGGGAGCAGGGCUCUCCAACUCGAAACUCGUUGUUGAAUCUGUUUGUCCCGGCUAAAGUGAGAAGCACAUAUCCCCUAGAAAACAUGGCCCCCUCCUACCGCAGACGCACUAUUUGAACUGCCCUCCCGCGAACGAGAUCAAAGUCGGGCCGACCCGAAAAAAGGCAAAGUUAUAUUGGACACGUCUUGCGCCAUUGCGUGCCCAGUGCUGGUCAUUAUUUAACUUUUAAACACGCGCCAAAAACAGCACCAGAUUUGAAUUUAAUGGUCACAGCAGUUGCUCCCGCUCCCGCUCCGGCUCCACUGCCAUCAGCAGCGGGGCCAGCCAACAAGUGAGCAAUAAAGAAAAGUUUAGAAAAAUAUCCCAAUCCAUGCUGCUGGCCGAAUCCCCAAUCCGGAGUACCCCAUCCCGAUUGAAUGGGUAUAUAGAACUGGGCACGGAUUUGUGCGCACGAUAGCGCAAAACGAUGACAAUAAAUGGAAAAGUUUUUAAUAAGCUAAUAAAAUGAUUUAUGCGGGUCGAGCGAUAAGAGGGAAAAAAGGCACGGAGUUCCACUUCCAGAUGGCCAUUUGAUGGGCCCGAUUCCGGCCAAUUCCGACCGACAGACACCUCAUUGACAGACGCCAACCAGUUGGACCUGAGCACCCACACACACACACAACGAAUGUAUUCUUGAGCAUUAUUUAUUGGAUAUUGAAUGGGUCGGCCCAGCUCGCAGGUUUGGGGCAGUUCCUCCUACCAUCCCACUUUCAUUGGCAAUUGUUAUCAAGGCAUUAGCACAUCGGAAAUGCUAUACGACUAUAUCUUACUCAAGACAAGGGCUAAACGUUUGUCAUAUCAGUUGGGCGAUUCUGUUCUUGACUUUCUAACGAAGAACCGUAAUGGGAAAUUAAAAAUAUCUAUGCUAAGUCAUCGAUAGCGAUUAGUGAAAUCAAUGUAUUGUCAUAAUGUUUAAAUGUAAAAGUUAUAGCAUCCAGGCAACUGGUAGAGCAAAUCGUAAACUUCCUCCAAGUUUAUACAUACAUAGGCAAGGUCCCCGCUGUAGAUAACCAAAAUCGAGUGCGAGUAGUGCAAUUUUAAAACGAUCCCCAACAACCUGUAGCAUCACGACAUCCCCAUGAUCCAUGUCGAGGUCAGCAGAUACUAUUUUAUGAGCCUCAGAGAGGUCAACGAUGUACAUACAUACAUGCAAGCCCAAGUCCCGAAAACAGACAGACAUACAUAUACACAUCAUUGUAACUGACUACAUAUGUAAAAAUGCUUAAAAUAUUUGUGAUAAAGUAAUAAUGUUAAUGAUAAGGAAUAAAACGUAAAUAUAUUAAUGAGAAUACAUUGAGUUUGAAUUAAA